AUGAAUAUCGUCGAGAAGCUUAUCAUUCUCCGGGUUUGGCAGUGCCUCAUCUGCUGCCUCAUCGAACGCCUCGUCCCAAAUCUUCAUUUUCUCAGGCCCAAGCCGCUUCUCGAGUUUCUCGCCAUCAGCAUUGUCACCCAAGAAGAUCUUUUCCUGCUCGUUGACGUCAGCAGGCCGACGGCCACCGUCCCGGCCACCUCCGCGGCCCCCACGCCCCCCUCUCCCGCGUCCACCGCCAGUAUCGCCACGGCCAAGGAGCUCCAAAGCACGCUUCACAGCCUCCUGUGGCGCCAAUUUCGGCUGCCCGCUUGGAGCCGACGGGGCCGGAGCUUUCCUUGCCCCACGACUUCGAACGAAGCGGUUCUCCUCGGGGGCCCUGUCCACCGGUGGCUGCACACGCGGCACGCCGCGGCCGGCGCCGGAGGUAGGGAUCGAACGCGGCGGCUCGGAUGA
Molecule: messenger RNA, 453 nt
Organism: Triticum turgidum subsp. durum (durum wheat)
Lineage: Eukaryota; Viridiplantae; Streptophyta; Magnoliopsida; Poales; Poaceae
Source: the annotation of a GenBank genome assembly